AUGUUUAUUCAUAACAGGUAUCUACAGAUAAAUGCCGCUUCAUCAGAUCAGGCCAGGGCUUAUGCAGAAAACAUUCCAGCUUUUCUUCAUAACAAACCAAAGAAUGUUGUGGAAUUCUGUUUUAAAAGAUGGCGAGAAGCUGACGAAAUAAACCAUUCCAAUGUUGACGAAAUAAGUAGUGGUGUAUUCUUUGUAAAGAGUCAGACACAUCAAGAUAAAGUAUAUGAGGUCAAUAUCAAUGCAAACCAUGUAGGCUUACCAUCAUGUGACUGUCCUGACUGGAGGGAUAAUCAUCUUCCCUGUAAACAUUUUUUUGCAGUAUUUAACACUCAAACUGCUUGUAGUUCGGAAUCUCUUCCUGAGGAUUACAAAAACAAUCCGUUCAUCAAUCUCGACAUUGGCCAAUUCAACAACUGUUUGUCAGCUCAACCUGAAGAUGCAACAGAUGCAACAGAGGAAGACAGCAAUGAAAGUCAUCCACACAAGUCUCAACAAAUUAAUAUAUCUGCAAUCAAGAGACAGAGGAAUUUAGUAGGCAGUGCAUGUAGGCAAAUAACAGAUCUUGCAUAUCAUUGCCAGGACAUGGAUGUGCUUAGAAAAUUAUCAACACAAUUGGAAGUUAGUCUACAACUCUUGAAAGAUAAUGUUCCGAACAGCGGCCUGUUUGUACUUGAAGAAGGGGAUAUGCUUCAUAUAGGGUCAACAAAAGCAGCUAAGAAAUUAAAGAAUAAAUAUCUUCAAAAAAAGAAAUUGCUGAAACUACCAAGAAGGAAAAUGAGGAAACCUGCUGCUGGAAGACGUGGUCAGAUAGCAGCAAUGAGGAGAAAUCAGUUUACCACUAAAGGAGCUGAGGAACUGAUUUCUGAAAAUCAUGGCAAAGAUGUAACAAGAAAAAGUAAAGACAAGAAACAUCAGGCAGAUACCAUAUCUGAAGAAGUCCAGUCAGAAUGUUUGAUGGAAGACUUUUCAACAGGUAAAAGAUGA
This is a messenger RNA of Mytilus californianus (California mussel), 984 nucleotides long. RefSeq lists its product as uncharacterized. Lineage: Eukaryota; Metazoa; Mollusca; Bivalvia; Mytilida; Mytilidae. Bases 1 to 984 code for a protein of 327 amino acids. The transcript is spliced from 2 exons. Gene Ontology annotation, molecular function: zinc ion binding. The record is from RefSeq and is a predicted model, not a curated record.